UGAGGCAAAAGGGCCACCCUGAUAGCAACGCAACAGAUCAGCCUGGCAAUAAAUAAAUAAGAUAAACUGAAUCGUCACAAGUUGCCGUACUCCCAAACUACUUUGUAACGGCAUACUCUGAAUAGUCCCUUCCCUGAAAUGAUACUCUGAAACGUCCCUUUUGUAAAUUUCGGGUCCGCAAAUUUUUUUGUCCGCAAAUUUUAAUCCGCAAAAGCUGUUAAAAAAAAUUUUUUUUCGCUAAUUUUAGUCUUUUCACAAUGACAUCAUUUUUUGGAGCAGCUCCUUCUCAACCAUUAGUACCAUCCAAUCAACAAGUCAUUGUUCAACAACAACAAUCUGUUCAGAGUUUACAAGAUAUAUUAAAUAGUGCAACUGCUUUGACUGCUUCGGUUUCUGGUCCAGAACUUUUUGGCGAUGAUUGUGACAGAGUUGUUGCUCAAUUAAAUCAACUACUUGCUUCUCUUGGAGUUGGGCAAGGAUAUUAUUCUGUUGGACAACAACCAUUUGUUUACACCCCAAAUAAUAUUUUUUAUCGUCUAAAAGCUGUUGGGUAUAAUCGUUUAAGUAAACAUAAAAAUGCACAUGGACUGGUUUCUUUGAUUUUGGCAAGUUCUCCUUCAAAUUUUAAAACGGAUCAAGGCCAAAUGAAGAUUGUUCACGAUUUGGGUGCUAUUUUGAGGGCAUCUAAACAACCAGCUCCUAUGCUUGGGUUAAUUCAACAGCAGCAGCAACCUGCGAAACCUUCACUGCGUGUUGAACUUAAGUCAAUUAAUGCUCUUGAUGAACAAAACACUGAGGUGGUUAUCCUUGCUAAAGAAUCGGGUCGAAUUAUUCCUGCUCUUGAUCUUUAUAAUGAAUUGAUGCAAAAGGCAAAUGAACUUCAACAGCAAUUGCUAUGUAAGAAAAUUGCACCCAGAGUUGAGAUUGAUCCUGCUAACCUAGAAAAUUAUUUGCGUCGUCCUCCACCCGGAUAUGAAGAAAUUUGGUUGCAGGCCAUUCGUGAAAAUCCAGAUCCUGCCAAUUUAAUUCCAUAUCCAAUACAGGGUUUUCGUGAAUUAUCUCAACGUAAAAAAAUGCAGACUUCUCUAGUUCAGUCACUUCAUGCAGAAGUAGAUGAUAAUUUUAAUCGAUUAAAUGGAUUUCAUCGAAAUAUUAUUGAAGCAAAAAAUAAAUAUAUUCAAAUUAUUCAAAAACAAAAAUCUCUUUCAAAUCGUCUUCUUCAAGUACUUGUUAUGCAAGCAAACAAUCAACGACAUGGACAAAUUGUGGAUGAAAAGGAAGAACAAUUACAGUCACGUCUUGAGAGAAUGAAUUUUUUGUUAAAUGGACCAGAAAAGUUAAAGGAGCAAGUAACAACAAUUUUUGAAACAAUACGAAGAGAUAGUUCAAAAUUGGAACAAUCAGCAAAAGAAAAUGUUCAAACUGGCCUAAAUAUUUCCCAAAAAGAAAUGGCCGAGGUACGCCGUUGUCUUUUUACACGUCAGCAAUUAGUGGAAAAUUUGGUUUCGAUUGUUAAACAAAGUGUGGAUGUUCUUAAAGUUGUAGAGGAAGCAAAGAGUGGAAGUUUAAAAUCUAUUUAA
Meloidogyne enterolobii is the source of this 1580-nucleotide messenger RNA. The record is from the annotation of a GenBank genome assembly. Lineage: Eukaryota; Metazoa; Nematoda; Chromadorea; Rhabditida; Meloidogynidae.